Molecule: messenger RNA, 837 nt
Organism: Aspergillus ruber CBS 135680
Lineage: Eukaryota; Fungi; Ascomycota; Eurotiomycetes; Eurotiales; Aspergillaceae
Product: LYR motif-containing protein
Exons: 3
Coding region: 1-837 (278 amino acids)
Source: RefSeq, a predicted model, not a curated record
AUGCGUAGAAUCACUGCUCCAAAACUCUCGGGAAUCCACCGUUUUGCGUGCCUGGCUCUUUACCGAGCACUUCUCCGACAAUGCGCAAAACUACCGAGUAUUACACCAACCCUCAGCGAGGUCAAACCGACGAUACAACAAAAGUUUCACAAAUAUAAAAGCCUCCAAAGCCCGUCGCAAUCACUGAACGCUUUGAACGCUGGAUACGAGGCCCUGGAUUUAAUACACGUCGCGUCCCGAGGAAACGAAAAUACGAUCCAACGCAUCUCAACGUUCAUUUCAGAGUGUGAGUCGGAAAAAGAAACGAACAGUUCAAUUCAACGAGCACUGUCCAAGGCGAAGCCCGUAAAACCCAAAUCUAAGAAGGAACAGAAGAAAGAAGAAAUCCAGGCAUUUGAGAAGAGGACCGCGCGACGACACCCAGACGCUGUUCCAAUUACUUCCCGUCCCCGGCCAGUUGUGAGUGGGAAACGUCGGGUACCUAUCCUGAUUAACGCACGCGGCGUUCCCUUUUUGCGUAUCAAGAAGCCGCAACCGAUGAAUCUGAGCGGAGCACUUAGAAGCAAACUCGAGAAUCGCUGGAGACGUAUUGAACGACGAGAAAGAUUGGAGGCGGCGUUAGUGAUGGCGAAAGCAGAAGAUACUUGGGACGAAUUGACGCAUAGCGAAGAGCCAGACACUUGGUCCCGAGUGAUUUCAGAUGCUCUCACAGAAGUAAAUGAUAAGAUCCGCGAAUCCGAUCUGCAGAACAAGAAGCUUGCAAGAGAUAUGUGGAAUGUGGUUCUUGCUGAACGCAAGUUGGCGUCGGAGGAAGAGAAGAGAACGUCAAAUGUAUGA